AACCAUACGACCAAAAGGUCGUACAGUAACAUUUAACUCCGCCUUUAUGUUGACAUUCUUCUAAUACCAAGAGCACAUGACUGCUACUACGCACAAAAUCAAAACAAAAACAUUACGACGAUGGCUGAAGUCGAAGACGAUAGUAACGAAGAGAAGUCGAGAGAACUUGAGUUGAAUCUGAAGAGAGAAUCUGAGAUUGUAGCCGAGUUUUGUAACCUCCUUGAACAGUCCAGACAGUGGUUUAAAAGUUUAAGAGAUCUGCCACAGUUUGGACACAAGAGUUGGCAAACACAAUUUGGAAGAACGUUUGAUAUCUACACUAAGCUGUGGAAAUUUCAGCAAGAAAAUAGAUCAGUUUUGGACAAAAAGUAUAAGUUGAAAAGAUGGCAGAUUGGAGAAAUUGCGUCGAAAAUUGGCCAACUCUAUUAUCAUUACUACUUGCGAACCAGUGAAUGCAACUACUUGUUAGAAGCAUUUUCAUUCUACACAGCCAUACGAUCACGAGCUUAUUACACGAACGCAAGUAAAUUUGAAACGUCUGACCUAAUGGUGAAAAAACUCCGUUACUAUGCAAGAUUUAUUGUUGUUACUCUUCUUUUAAACAAAAUGGACUUUGUAAAGGAAUUGGUCAAGGAAUUUAGGCAAUAUAUAGAUGAAUAUACAAUGAUAUAUAAUCCCACAGAUGAGGAUGACUGGAGAUUGGUAGUAAAUGAGGUCACAUCAUUUUGCGAGGCCGAAUCGCUGGUCACAGUUAUGAAUGCAGACGUUACCCCCCGAGUGCUAUCGCAUCGCCUGAAUUCCGAGAGACCUGUAGGAGAGAGUGAGCGACCUUCGUUAUCCUUACAAGAGAUAAUCAUUGUAGGAAACAGAGAGAAACAGGUGAAAUUUAGUGAACUGACUCUGGACAUGUUUCGUAUGUUACAAGCACUCGAGAGAGAGCCAGACGAAUAUCAACCUUAUUCCUUGGAAAAUUCCACAGACUUCACCAAAGAUCAGAUGAGAAAGGAAACGGUACCAUCGAAAAGACCAAAUCCUCACAAAUAUUUGUUGUAUAAACCGACCUUUAGUCAACUAUUCACGUUCCUGGCUUCAGGAUUUAAGGAACUACCGCAAAAUGCUGUGAUGUUGAUCUAUCUAUCUGCAGACAGUCACAAAGUGGAAAACAAGCACACAGACGGUCCAUAUGGUCAAGGAGGUCUCAGAAUGUCCGUUCACAAGGGUUUACAGCCUGCAAAAAGUACACGUAUGAUACAAAGCAACGUGAAUGAGACAAACGCAAUAUAUCCAGACGACUUAAUACCAUUUACAAGAAAAGCAAUGAUGUUGAUUGUAGACAGCGAAACAAGUACUUCUUUUCAGUCUCUCUCAAGUGUUUUUGGUAAUCCUGUUGUUGUCUUGAUGUCUCCAUCCAAAGUUCCACAUGCGUUACAAGAUACUUUACGCAAAGGCAAUGUAUUCACACUGUUCUUACACAACCCAUUGGUGGCAUUUUUGUACGUGUGUAACAUCACAAAUAUUCAAGUUGGAUUGUGGGAGCAAUGUUGCCAACAGCUGCGAGGGUUUGAGGGAGAUUUGAUCAGACUCUUUACGAAAUUAUCAAAAGUUGUUGAUAUUUCAUACAUUCAAAUGAUUGACGAUGAAUUUCUAGCAUUGAUGAUUCGAAGAUUUAUAUUUUGUUACUAUGUAACUAGACAACAUAGAGCUUUUAAAGGUGUGGAGUAUUUUCCAAGUUGUUCUCCCAGUUUCCCACCUCAACUUAUUGAAAACGAAGACUUGCGCAAACGUGUGCUAACUCUCUCUUCAACGUUGGACGUACGAGGAUUGUUUUAUGAACUAGAAGACAUACCUUCCGUAAACUGCUGAGUAUACUUGCCUGAAAUCAUAGUGUGUAUUUAUACGUGUAUACAUGUAAUUAAAAUUGUUCAUUAUAUUACAUAUAGGUAGAAAUGUAACUGUGAGUUGACGCAGGUUUAACGACCUAAGACUACGAAUGAGAAUUUAAAUCCCUUAGGCCUUGGUUAUACGUCGCAUUUUUGGCGCGUCGAAUACAAUUCAAACAAUAGAUAAUGAAAUGGUAAUGAAGCUGGUUUAUUAUCCCAUUAUCAAUUGUUUAAAUUGCAUUCGACGCGACCAAAAUGCGACGUAUAACCUAGGCCUUAGUUGAAAAGGUAUUAUGUCACUCACUGACCUAGAAUUUAUAGUAUUUAGUGUGCAUGACGAGUAUUUUGCGCUGUCGUAAUCUACGAAAUAAUAUAUAAUAUCAAUAAUCAAAUGUGUAAAAUUUAGCUAUCAUCUA
Messenger RNA from Dendronephthya gigantea, 2296 nucleotides. Its product is annotated as protein SCAI-like. The coding region runs from base 121 to 1863 and encodes 580 amino acids. Gene Ontology annotation, cellular component: nucleus. The transcript has 16 exons. Gene Ontology annotation, biological process: DNA-templated transcription. The record is from RefSeq and is a predicted model, not a curated record. Lineage: Eukaryota; Metazoa; Cnidaria; Anthozoa; Malacalcyonacea; Nephtheidae. Gene Ontology annotation, molecular function: transcription corepressor activity.